Trypanosoma rangeli is the source of this 792-nucleotide messenger RNA. RefSeq lists its product as uncharacterized. The record is from RefSeq and is a predicted model, not a curated record. The coding region runs from base 1 to 792 and encodes 263 amino acids. The transcript has a single exon. NCBI's taxonomy places the organism in Eukaryota, Euglenozoa, Kinetoplastea, Trypanosomatida, Trypanosomatidae.
AUGGCGUUUGAUGUGAGGAGCUACACCUCGGCGCAGCAGCAGCGCCUGGAGGAAAUACGUCGCGCGACCGAGAAGGAGCGGGCACUACUCGCCCUUUACGCCGGCAAGCUGGCGUGCGGUUCGCAGGCGGCUUCGAGUCUACCUCCGGAUGCCAGUCAAACCCUGCUGGGGUCGAGCGACAGCGGCCGAUGGACCUUGUUGAAUGACAGGGCCAUGGAGCUGCACGCGCUGGAUGAGAAGUUGCUGUCGGAGGAGCAGGAGGUGGAGAGACAGACGUCUGAACUUGAUAGGCGUCUGCAUGCUGCGGAGCGCCGAAAGGCGGAAUUACUGUCGCGGCUGGCCGCUCUCCAGCACCGGGAGGUGCUCGUAAAGAAGGAGGAGGAGCUCCUGGAGGAGGCGGAGUCAGGUGCACAGCGAGUGUCGCGGGAGAUUGAGGCCUUCUUGCAGGGGAUGAAUGAGGAGCAGUGCGCCAUGGAGGCACGAGUGAGUGAGAAGCGUGCCCGUCUUGUCGCAGCAAAGUCGGAAGCGCGUGAUCAGCAAAAGAAAAGAGACGCUUUGGAGGCGCGUGGCCGUGUGCAUUUGGAGGAGGUGCAGGAUCGCAUUCGGGGGCACCGGAUGGACGUGGCGAGGCUCAGCAGCGCAGUAAAUGACAAGGAGAGGUGGAUGCGGCAGGAACAGUCCCGCCUGCGAGAGGCGGAGCUCGCAACCAUUUACCGACUGAAGAAGGACAUUGAGCUCAUGGCGAUAUCCUUGGGCAACACCACAGGCGUCGCUAAGGGUGCAAGCCCCUAA